Molecule: messenger RNA, 264 nt
Organism: Perognathus longimembris pacificus (Pacific pocket mouse)
Lineage: Eukaryota; Metazoa; Chordata; Mammalia; Rodentia; Heteromyidae
Product: cytochrome c, somatic-like
Exons: 1
Coding region: 1-264 (87 amino acids)
Biological process (GO): mitochondrial electron transport, cytochrome c to oxygen; mitochondrial electron transport, ubiquinol to cytochrome c
Cellular component (GO): mitochondrial intermembrane space
Molecular function (GO): electron transfer activity; heme binding
Source: RefSeq, a predicted model, not a curated record
AUGGGUGAUGUUGAGAAAGGCAAGACGAUUUUUGUUCAAAAGUAUGCCCAGUGGCACAGCAUUGAAAAGGGAGGCAAGCACAAGACCGGGCCUACUCUCCAUGGUCUGUUUGGUUGGAAAACAGGUCAAGCAGCUGGAUUCACUUAUGCAUAUGCCCACAAGAACAAAGGCAUCACCUGGGGAGAGGAUACACUGAUGGAGUACUUGGAGAAUCCCAGAAAGUACAUCCCAGGAACAAAAAUGAUCUUCACUAGCAUUAAGUAG